Molecule: messenger RNA, 1805 nt
Organism: Tribolium castaneum (red flour beetle)
Lineage: Eukaryota; Metazoa; Arthropoda; Insecta; Coleoptera; Tenebrionidae
Product: carboxypeptidase M
Exons: 9
Coding region: 142-1644 (500 amino acids)
Biological process (GO): protein processing; peptide metabolic process
Molecular function (GO): zinc ion binding; metallocarboxypeptidase activity
Source: RefSeq, a predicted model, not a curated record
GCAUGUAGAGGGGACUGUCCAGUGCCUGCCUUGCAGGUGUAAGGCUCGUUCACUUUGGUUCGGUGUUUCGCGUUUUGUGGUAGUGUGGCCUGGACGGAGAAAAAUCAAUUGGUGGAUUUAUGACACAAGGAGCAAAUAAUUAUGAAUCUGAUACCAUGGGUCCUGUUGGGGUUGAUAUCGUGGACGUCAGCCCAAGGGGAACUCCCCGCAUCCGAGGACAAGCCGAAUGAGGCGAAACUAAUGUCCAAGAUAACAGUGGGCAAUGCUCCCAUCGAGCAGAGGAAUUAUCAAGUCGCGCCCUCGCCCUACAAUUUACCAGAACAAAGCGAGCCCUACAAUAUCGCCUACGAGUACCAUAAUUACGACCAAAUGACUAAGUUUCUCAGAGCGACAACGUCCAGAUAUCCCUCGUUGACUGCGCUGUACUCGAUUGGAAAGUCGGUGCAAGGGAGAGAUUUGUGGGUGAUGGUAGUCUCAGCCUCCCCUUAUGAACACAUGAUUGGAAAACCCGACGUUAAGUAUGUUGCAAAUAUGCACGGAAACGAAGCCGUGAGCAGGGAACUUAUGCUACAUCUGAUUCAUCACCUGGUGACCAACUACCACACGGACCCUUACAUCCGCUGGCUGAUGGACAACACCAGAAUCCACAUCAUGCCCUCCAUGAACCCCGACGGCUUCGAGGUGGCCAAAGAGGGCGCCUGUGACGGUGGUCAAGGUCGUUACAACGCGCGCGGUUUUGACUUGAACCGCAAUUUCCCCGAUUAUUUCAAACAAAACAAUAAACGAACGCAGCCAGAGACAGAAGCGGUCAAAGAAUGGGUUUCCAAAAUCCAGUUCGUUUUGUCUGGGAGUUUGCACGGUGGCGCUUUAGUCGCCAGUUAUCCCUUCGAUAAUACUCCGAAUUCACGACUGUGUAGGUCUUCAGCAUUGUGUUCUUUGUUUCAGAGCUACGCGUCCUCACCGUCUCUUACACCAGACGAUGAUGUUUUCAAACAUUUAGCGCUGACUUAUUCCACGAAUCAUGCGAAGAUGAGUCGCGGAGUUGCGUGCAGGUCGUCACAGCAGGGAUUCAGAAGGGGAAUUACAAACGGUGCCGAAUGGUACCCCCUGACUGGAGGCAUGCAAGACUUCAACUACGUCUGGUACGGCUGCAUGGAGGUGACUCUCGAAGUCUCCUGUUGCAAAUAUCCCCCCGCAAACGAACUACCAAAAUACUGGGAGGACAAUCGCAUGUCCCUGAUUAAAUUCCUCGCCGAAGCCCAUCGUGGCGUCCACGGGUUCGUCAUGGACGAAAACGGCAAUCCGGUCGAAAAAGCCUCACUCAAAAUAAAAACUCGCGAUGUGGGCUUCCAGUCGACGAAAUACGGCGAGUUCUGGAGAAUCCUCAUGCCCGGAGUGUACAAACUCGAGGUUUACGCCGACGGUUACGUGCCCCGAGAGGUGGACGUCAUGGUGGUGGAGCAACACCCCACGCUUGUGAACGUGACUCUGCACGCAGCCAAGAGGAAGGAUGGGAAUUUUUAUCGGCCGCAGCAACAGCAACAACCGUUUUACCACCGGCAGCCGGUGCCGCAUCCCCAGCAGCCGGGCUUCAUUUCUUCCAUAACUAGCGGGUUCAACAACCUGGUUAAUUUCUUCGGAUGAGUUAACGUAUUGAUACGUUCUGCAUUAUUUAUUUUGUAUUUAUGAGUAGGUUUCCUAAGUCUCAGGUUGCUCAAGGAGCUUUUAUGUUCAAAAUCAAACGUUGUUGACUUCCCUGUUACAGACUGUUAAUAAUGUUAAGAAAUAAAGUAGUACACUAUCUA